CCCCGGCCGGUCCUCAGCCGCCGACGCGCCGGCCCCCCCCCCCGUCCUGCUCCCUGCGUCGCCGUCCCCCAACUGCGCUGCCACCCCUGCCUCCCCAGCUCCACGCGCGUCGCCCCGUGCCUCCCCAGCUCCCUGCGUCGCCGCCCCUGCCUCCCCAGCGGCCCAGCUCCCUGCACCGCCACCUCCCCAGAUCCAACACCGCCUCCCCAGAUCCCGCCGCCGCCGCCGCCUCCCCAGAUCCCGCCGCCGGCAGCGGCCUCAUCUCCCUCCCCGCACCGGCAUGAGGGGCCGCGGCCAUGGGGGCGUCGCAGAGGUGGAGGACCUGCGCCGCCGGCCAUGGAGCAGGCGGCUCCGCCACCACCUUCCCGCGCCCGCCACCGCGCCACUCGUCCCCGGUCCUGGCUCCUUCCAGCGCCGCUCGUCGCCCAGCGGCGACCGCGCCAGCGCGCAGGCGAGACGACGGAGCGGACGGCGUGGGACUGGGUCCGCGCGGUCCCUCCAAAUCGGCGGUAUGCACUCGACCCGGACAAAAGGGGAAUAUUCCCCGUCUGGGUCGAAUCCAACCCACUCCGUUCUGAACCAAACACGGGACGACGAGGGUCCGACCCAUUCCAACCCACCUCGACCCGGUAACCAAACACACGACGCCGUGGCCUGCCUGUUUCCUCUGCAGCGCCUUAUGCUAGAUCGAUCGACAUUGCUCGCUCCGUCCGCGUUCAUCACCACCGCGCACCGUACGUCGUCAUGCAACCGCCGCGCCCCGCGCAUAUGGCCCCGGACGACGCCGCGGUCCGCGGCAUGGAGGAAGGCGACCACGCGGUGGCCCUGGGCUACCCGCUCAUCGUCGGCGAUGGCAACGGGAGGCAGCAGGAGCCCCUCGGUCAUCCGCGUCACAGCGAGCCGCAUCCGGCUCCGGCUCCGGCACCGGCACGGCGUCGCGUCCACAACUCCUCGCCGGCUCCGGGGGACGACUGCUGCUCCCCCUGUUGGACAUGCUUUUUGGUGAGCAUGCAUGACACCUCUGCCUUUGUUGUUGCAGGUCUUCUUCACCACCGUCGUUCUCGUCCUGGUUUCUGAGCUCGUCCUGAUGCUGAUCCUCCAGGAUUUCCCGAGCCCCGUCGCCGUGCUGCUAACUCUGCCUGCCGUCAUAGUCGUCUGUGCUUGGCUGUUGUGUGUAAUGGAUGAGCACGGCUGCUUCGAACCGGUUCUUCUCUAGUUUUCAUCUCUCUUCAAUGUUUUCUCUAGUUUUCAGAUUGUCACGUUUACAUGCCGUAUCAAGUUGUGACACUGCUUGUUACUUGUUAGACAUUCAGGAUUUCAGGGUUACUUUGAUGUUUCA
Setaria italica (foxtail millet) is the source of this 1339-nucleotide messenger RNA. RefSeq lists its product as uncharacterized. The coding region runs from base 281 to 1006 and encodes 241 amino acids. The transcript is spliced from 2 exons. The record is from RefSeq and is a predicted model, not a curated record. Lineage: Eukaryota; Viridiplantae; Streptophyta; Magnoliopsida; Poales; Poaceae.